AUGUCGCCGCUCGCCGACCCCGAGAACCCCCCGGUGCCCCCCUGCCCGUGCCGGUGUCCUUACCGGGACCGGGAAAAGGACCGGGACAAGGACUGGGACCAGGACAAGGACUGGUACAAGGACCGGGACCGGGACCGGGACGUGGAACGGGACCGGGAUCGGGACCGGGAUCGGGAUGGGAGCCGCUGUCGCCGCCUGGUCCCGGUUGUCGCCGCCGCCGUCGCCGCCGCCGCUCUCGGAGCCGCCGCGGCCGCCGCCGCGAUCCUGGCGCUGCUCCGGGAGGAGCCCCCGCCGCAGGCUGCCACGGCUGCCCACGUCCUGCUCAGCCCCGGCUCCCUCCCGACCUUCUCCAACCGCUCCUGGCACUACGAGCCGGGCGUCGAGGGCGUUUUCCCGAGCGCGGACGUGCUGCGGGACUCGGCGAGCUCGCUGCGGGUGGCGCGGGGGGGUCUCUACCUCCUCUACGGGCAACUCUCGCUGAGCUGCGCGACCUCCCGGUGCCCCCCGGGCCGGGUGGUCCUGCGGGUGCUGCGGGGCUCGGGGGGGUCGCGGUGGCCGCUGCUCGAGGUGCCCGUGGAGCUGCCCAGCGGGCUCGGGAGCCACCGGGCGCGCUCGCCGCUGGCCCAGGGUGUGGCGCGGCUGGACGAGGGGGACACGCUGAGCCUGCGGGUGACACCGGAGGGGGGACACGAGGGGUGGCAGCUGGCGCAGGACGAGAGCGAGGGCAACUUCGUGGGGCUGCUGCGCAUCGCGGGCGGGUGA
This is a messenger RNA of Pipra filicauda (Wire-tailed manakin), 762 nucleotides long. RefSeq lists its product as uncharacterized. The transcript is spliced from 3 exons. Gene Ontology annotation, cellular component: membrane. Gene Ontology annotation, biological process: immune response. NCBI's taxonomy places the organism in Eukaryota, Metazoa, Chordata, Aves, Passeriformes, Pipridae. Gene Ontology annotation, molecular function: tumor necrosis factor receptor binding. The record is from RefSeq and is a predicted model, not a curated record. The coding region runs from base 1 to 762 and encodes 253 amino acids.